Molecule: messenger RNA, 918 nt
Organism: Ogataea philodendri
Lineage: Eukaryota; Fungi; Ascomycota; Pichiomycetes; Pichiales; Pichiaceae
Exons: 1
Coding region: 1-918 (305 amino acids)
Molecular function (GO): metal ion binding; lactoylglutathione lyase activity
Source: RefSeq, a predicted model, not a curated record
AUGUUUACUAAUCAUACUUGCUUGCACGUCUCCAAUCUCGCCAAGUCUGUCCAAUGGUACACCAACACGUUCGCCAUGAAGACAGUGAAGCAAUUGGAGACUUCGAAGUACAAUUCUGUGUUUGUUGCGUUUGAUUCUGCUGGACAUCCGCAUGCGGGGAAACCACUUGCCCAGAGAGACGGAGUUGUUGAACUUCGUAAGCUGAAGAACUCCACUGCCAAGGUGUACGACGGCAAUUCUGAGCCAUACAAGGGGUUCGGCCAUCUGUGUGUUUCUGUGAACAACAUUGCCAAGGCCCAACAAGAUUUUUUGACCAAAGGUGUUGAUUUCAAGAAGAAGCUCGAGGAUGGACGUCAGAAGAACAUUGCGUUCGUUCUUGAUCCAGAUGGAUACUGGAUCGAGCUGAUCGAGAACGCUUUGGACAAGUCGUCUGAAGUUAAUCCUGUUGCCUACAGAUUGAACCACACCAUGAUCAGAGUCAAGGAUCCAAAGGUUUCCUUGAAGUUCUACCAAGACGUGCUGGGAAUGAAACUUUUUAGCACAAGGGACUUCCCUGCCGCCGACUUCACACUGUAUUUCCUCGGAUACGAGCACGACAAGUCGUACGUGGAAAACAAAGAGGACUCUUUGGUCCAGGCUGCCAGACAGUCGAUCGUGGAGCUCACCCACAACUACGGCACCGAGUCUGACGCCUCGUUCAAGGGCUACCACGUCUUUGACAAGGAUACCGAUAAAGCAAUUGGAUUUGACCACAUUGCUGUGUCGAUCGACGACAUUGAAAGCACGAUUGCUAAAAUCGGCUCGGGUGGCAACUGGAUUACCAAAUUCAAUCAGGACCCAGAGCUUAAGGGAACUGGUUUGUUGACCGACCCUGACGGAUACAAGAUCCAGAUCCAGUCGUUCGAUGCUUUCCAGUAA